This is a messenger RNA of Phymastichus coffea, 462 nucleotides long. RefSeq names its product ribonuclease P protein subunit p40-like. Bases 1 to 462 code for a protein of 153 amino acids. The record is from RefSeq and is a predicted model, not a curated record. Gene Ontology annotation, cellular component: ribonuclease MRP complex; multimeric ribonuclease P complex. The transcript has 3 exons. Gene Ontology annotation, molecular function: ribonuclease MRP activity; ribonuclease P activity. Gene Ontology annotation, biological process: tRNA 5'-leader removal; tRNA 3'-end processing; endonucleolytic cleavage in ITS1 to separate SSU-rRNA from 5.8S rRNA and LSU-rRNA from tricistronic rRNA transcript (SSU-rRNA, 5.8S rRNA, LSU-rRNA). NCBI's taxonomy places the organism in Eukaryota, Metazoa, Arthropoda, Insecta, Hymenoptera, Eulophidae.
AUGCUUUGCCCAGAAGUUUGGCACUUUAAAGCACCUCGGCACCACUUCGAGUGCCACGACACCCUUGGCCAAGAAGCAGAAGCCGAGACAAAGAGUCGCAAUCGUCUGACGAAUACGAUCAAGGCACAUUACUUCAAUCACUCGGUAUCCGUGGUGCUUCCUAACACAAACGGCAUUCCAGAAAGAUUUAACGAAAGCGUUUUAGAAGACAGCGAUUAUUAUCGGAUUGAUGGUUUGCGCGCCGUCGAGCUGGUCGACAAAGAAUUCAUUGAGUCGUUCGUCAAAAAAGGAGAGUUGAGUUUGCUGGCGGUGGAGCGGCGAAUAGACGUGGACAACUCGGCGGCGAUCAGUCCGAGUGGACACUUGCUGCUGAGCCUGUCGCGCGACAGAUACCAGCGGCUCGGCAUCGAGGGUCGGCCGACCGCGUUCGAGCGCCGCGCGCACUCGCGCUACGGUAAGUGA